Molecule: messenger RNA, 3108 nt
Organism: Lagopus muta (rock ptarmigan)
Lineage: Eukaryota; Metazoa; Chordata; Aves; Galliformes; Phasianidae
Exons: 2
Coding region: 733-1677 (314 amino acids)
Source: RefSeq, a predicted model, not a curated record
GCGCUUACGCGGUGCCCGUCCGCGUCCCGCGGAGCUCGGGGUCGCCUUCGGACCUCUUUCCCCCAGCCGCGUCCCCCCGUACCCGUGCGAUGUGCCCUGGAAGCGGAGCCCGAAUUCCCCCCCCCGCCCCCAUCGGGGCGCCCGGAGACGGCGCCGGAGCCGGGCCCGGUGCGGCUCCCUGCGCUCUGCCCUGCCUUUGGGCGCCCCUCGUUCAGAGUCAGACAUCAGAGAACCGUGCGGGUUGGACGAGAUCCCCAAAUCCACCCUCCAACCCAUCACCGCUGUGCCCAUCAACCACGUCCCUAAACGAAAGCAUCGACUUAUUAAGGUUGGAGAAGACUUCCAAGAUCCCCAAUCAUGCCCAUCCCACCGUAGUUUCCGUGUCCCCAUAGUCCCCAUGUGCCACAUCUCCACGGUUGUGGAACACCUCCAGGGGACUCCAUCACUUUCCUGUCCUGGCCCAAUCUGUGCUGAGAUGUGGGUCACCUUCCUGUGGCCCAUCCCGUGUCCCCCCCCCCUUCCCUGCAGCACCUCCGUGCCCGUGGAUCACAGUUCCAUCCCUCUCCCCGCCUCCCCUGCUCACAGUGGACUCACAGUGCCUUUGCCUGACGCAACAUCCAGCAUCCCACAUCUGCACCCCCAGCUCGUCCUCCCAGACCAGCAUCCAGCCCACGGCUCUUUUGGGAUGGGUUCUGGAGGUGCCCACCACCAUCACCUGAAUGCUGCACCCAAAUGGGUGCUGAGCUCCGGCUCCGGUGCUGCGUCGCGGUGUCCCUCAUCCCCCAGGGCUCACGGUGUGCAGUGGCUGCUGCAGAUCCUGGCUCUCUGUGGGACAGCCUGAAGGGUGGGGAGAGCUGUUGGGAAAGCAGAUUUUCAGCUGAGAACAACCCAUGUUGUCCGUGUUCCUCCUUGCCCAAGGAGGCUGUGGAUGCCCCAUCCCUGCAGGCAUUGGAGGCCAGGCUGGAUGUGGGUUCUCUGGGCAGCCUGGGCUGCUGGUUGGCGACCUGCACACAGCAGGGGUUGGAACCAGGUGAGCGCUGUGCUCCUGUGCAACCCAGGCCAUGCUGGGAUGAUUCUAUGAUUAUGGCACCCUGUGGAUCCCUAUGGAUCCCUAUGGCACCCUAUGGAUCCCUAUGGCACCUUAUGGAUCCCUAUGGUACCCUAUGGGUCCCUAUAGCAUCCUAUGGAUCCUUAUGGCACCCUGUGGAUUCCUGUGGCACCCUAUGGAUCCAUAUAGCACCCUAUGGAUCCUUAUGGCACCCUGUGGAUUCCUGUGGCACCCUAUGGAUCCUUAUGGCACCCUAUGGAUUCCUGUGGCACCCUAUGGAUCCUUAUGGCACCCUGUGGGUUCUUAUGGCACCCUAUGGAUUCCUGUGGCACCCUAUGGAUCCAUAUAGCACCCUAUGGAUCCAUAUAGCACCCUUUGGAUCCUUAUGGCACCCUAUGGAUCCAUAUAGCACCCUAUGGAUCCUCAUGGCACCCUAUAGAUUCCUGUGGCAUCCUGUGGAUCCAUAUAGCAUCCUAUGGGUCCUUAUGGCACCCUAUGGAUCCUUAUGGCACCCUAUGGAUUCCUGUGGCACCCUAUGGAUCCAUAUAGCACCCUGUGGAUUCCUGUGGCACCCUAUGGAUCCUUAUGGCACCCUGUGGAUUCCUGUAGCACCCUAUGGAUCCAUAUAACACCCUAUAGAUUCCUGUGGCACCCUAUGGAUCCAUAUAGCACCCUAUGGAUCCAUAUAGCACCCUAUAGAUUCCUGUGGCACCCUCUGGAUCCAUUUAGCACCCUAUGGAUCCAUAUAGCACCCUGUAGAUUCCUGUGGCACCCUAUGGAUGCAUAUAGCACCCUAUGGAUCCUCAUGGCACCCUAUAGAUUCCUGUGGCAUCCUGUGGAUCCAUAUAGCAUCCUAUGGGUCCUUAUGGCACCCUAUGGGUCCUUAUGGCACCCUAUAGAUUCCUGUGGCACCCUCUGGAUCCUUAUGGCACCCUAUGGAUCCUCAUGGCACCCUAUGUGUUCUCUGGGCAGCCUGCUCUGGCCGUUGGUGACCCUGCACACAGCAGGGGGCUGAAACUCAAUUCUCAGCACGGUCCUUUUCAACCCAGGCCAUUCCAGGAUUCGGUGAUUCCCUGUGGAUGCUGACCCAGUGGUGACACGUAAUGAUGUAUAUUUUAAUGCCACGAGGGCCCUUUCAGCAGCAGUGCCGUGGGCCAGAACCGAUCCCAGUCUUUUGUCCCCACGUCCUCUGCUGCAGCACGUGGCAGAGCUGCAAACAACCACGGCACCGUUGGCAGCACUGCCAGCAGAGCUGCAUGGCAGCAUCGCAGAGACAGCAAACGUGGGGGGAAGUUGAGUGUGAGACGUGGCUGCGUAUUGCUGGUGCUUCGGUCGUGCUCCAGGAAGAAAACACGCCGAUGUUUGUGGCUGCUAAUGCACACACAGCCCUUCUGUUUCACAAACAUUCUGAUUUCCUCGAGCGCAACACGCCUCGCCGCCGCAGGGAUUCCCUCUCGCUGCCCUGAUGAUUGGCUCUCGUUAUUUAUGCUCUUUCCUUUGCUUUUGCAGGACAGCCGUGGCCCUGCAUGCGUCCUGCAUUGCUGUUCUGGGUGCGUGGUGCUGCAUGCUGGGUGUGCAGCGCUGUGCUGGCUGUGCAGUGAUGUGCUGGUGCUGUGCUGGGUGUGCACUGCUGUGCUGGGUGCACAGUGCUGUGCUGGUGCCAUGCUGGAUGCAUGGUGCUUUGUUGGGUGCACAGAGCUGUGCUGUGCUGGAUGCGUGGCACUGUGCUGUGCUGUUCUGAUGCCAUGCUGGGUGCACAGUGCUGUGCUGGUGCCAUGCUGGAUGCACGGUGCUUUGUUGGGUGCACAGAGUUGUGCUGUGCUGGAUGCGUGGCACUGUGCUGUGCUGGUCUGUUCUGAUGCUAUGCUGGGUGCACAGAGCUGUGCUGUGCUGGAUGUCUGCUGCUGUGUUGUGCUGUACUGGUGCUGUGCUGGUCUGUUCUGAUGCCAUGCUGAGUGCUCAGUGCUGUGCUGGGUGCACAGUGCUGUGCUGGUGCCAUGCUGGGUGCAUGGUGCUUUGUUGGGUGCACAGAGCUGUGCUGUGCUGGAUGCGUGGCGCUG